Empidonax traillii (willow flycatcher) is the source of this 8410-nucleotide messenger RNA. RefSeq names its product epiplakin 1 (gene EPPK1). The coding region runs from base 1 to 8379 and encodes 2792 amino acids. The record is from RefSeq and is a predicted model, not a curated record. Gene Ontology annotation, molecular function: keratin filament binding; structural molecule activity. The transcript is spliced from 6 exons. Gene Ontology annotation, cellular component: cytoplasm; keratin filament; cell junction. Gene Ontology annotation, biological process: intermediate filament bundle assembly; wound healing. Lineage: Eukaryota; Metazoa; Chordata; Aves; Passeriformes; Tyrannidae.
AUGCGGCACCGCUCCCGCCUGCCGGGCCCCCGGCAGCCUCUCCCUGCCCAGCCGGCCUGCGGGUGCUCCCCGCGGGUGCAGAGAGUCCUGUGGAAGGCCUGCAGCGAGAGGAUGGAGAGCAAGCCAGCAGUGAAUGGCCACGCUGUUCCCAGCUUCCCCGGGGGAGACAUGCCAGGGAAAACCCACUUGUGCCAGGAGGCGAUGCCGUGCAAACAGCCGAGAGCAGCUGGCAGGGACGCGGCGGGGCCGGAUGCUCCCGGGGAGCCCUCGGAGGCGGCGUGCAGCAUUGCUGGCGUGUAUGUAGAGGCUUCAAAGAAGAUAAUGAGCUUUUAUGAGGCCACCAGAGAGCAUCUCCUGAGCCUGGAUCCGGCCCUCAGCCUCCUCGAGGCCCAGGCAGCCACCGGCUCCAUCGCCGACCCGGUGACGCACCGGCGCGUCUCGGUGGCAGAAGCCGUGCGACUGGGGCUGGUGGGGCUGGAGCUAAAGGAGAGGCUGCUUGCAGCAGAGAGGGCUGCCACUGGCUUCCUGGACCCCUACACAGAAGAGAAGAUCCCCCUGUACCAGGCAAUGCAGAAGGAGCUGGUGGGAAGGGAGCAAGGCACCCGACUGCUCCAGGCCCAGAUGGCAACCGGAGGCGUCAUCGACCCGGCCACCGGGGCUCGACUGCCGGUGGAUGCAGCCUGUGAGAGGGGAUAUUUGGAUGAAGAGAUGAGCCAGCACCUCUCUGACCCCAGCCACGAGGACAGCAGAGCAUUCCUCGAUCCCAGUACUACAGAGAAGGUCACCUAUUGGGAGCUAAGGAAGAGAUGUGUUGUGGAUCCCGCCUCGGGCUUCCUCCUCCUGCCCCUGCAAGUCACAUUCCCAGGGCUGGGUGGGAGGGUGAGCAGCAGGGACCUGCUGGACUCUGGCAUCAUCAGCCACGACGUGUUCCGAGGCCUCGAGGAGGGAAGAGUCCCUGCGCAGGAGUUGGCAGAGAAUGAUGUUGUCCAGCAGUUCCUGCGUGGGACGAGGAGUGUGGCUGGGGUUGUCCUGCCUUCUGGGGAGCAGAGGAGCCUUUACCAGGCCCUGAGAGAGCAUCUCCUCGUGCCUGGUGCUGCUCUGAUGCUCCUGCAAGUCCAGGCCUCCACUGGCAGCCUGAUAGACCCCCUGAAGAACAAAACUUACUCAGUGGAUGAGGCUGUCAGGGUUGGUUUUAUCGGCCCAGAGCUUCAUGAGAAACUGUCUUCAGCUGAGAAAACCAUCACUGGAUACAGAGACCCCUCCACUGGGGAAAUGCUCUCUCUGUUCCAAGCCAUCAGGAAGGGAUUUGUCCCCAGGAACCAUGGCCUCUGUCUUCUGGAGGCUCAGAUGGCCACGGGGGGUGUGAUUGCUCCAGGCAGACACCUCCGUGUCCCCACAGAGACAGCCUGCGAGUGGGGGUACCUGGACGAGGCCACCAGACAGCUCCUCUCCAGCCCUCCUGACCACAUGAAAGGGUUCUUUGACCCCAGCUCCAAAGAAAAGCUGAGUUAUUCGGAGCUGCUGCGGUGCUGCGUCACCGAUCCUGGCACGGGGCUCCUGCUGCUGCCACUUGGUGGGGACGGCAGUGAAGGAUCCCAGGGAACCCCUCUCUUCUUUGACCACAGGGCCCAAAUGGCUCUGGAAAACACACAGGUGCCCAUUUCUGUAGGGAAGUUCAAGGGCAAGUCGGUGUCUCUCUGGAAACUCCUCUUCUCUGACUACAUCCAGGGUGAGCGAAGAGCUGCUCUUGCCCAGCAGUUCCUGUCAGGAACACUCUCCACGCAAGGACUGGGUGAGUCCCUCAGAGCUGCUGUUGAGGAAAUGGCUGCCACUGCCAACGUCACCUUCGAGGGCCUGAGGGACCAGGUGACAGCUGACCAGCUCCUGAGCUCAGAAAUUAUCAACAAAGACUUGUUUAAGAAACUCAAGGAAGGUGAAACGUCAGCCAAGGAAGUUGUUGGCAUGGACACCGUCAGGAAGUACCUGCAGGGCACAGGAAGCAUCGGGGGGCUGCUGCUCCCCGACUCCCAGGAGAAGAUCAGCAUCUACCAGGCAAAGCGGAAAGGACUUCUAAGGCCAGGAACAUCUCUGAUCCUCCUGGAGGCACAGGCUGCCACGGGGUUUGUCAUUGACCCCACUGCCAACAAGAGGUAUUCCGUGGACGAGGCCUUGCGAGCGAACGUCAUUGGCCCCGACGUUUACGACAAGCUGCUGGCUGCGGAGAAAUCGGUCACUGGCUACAGAGACCCCUACUCGGGGAGCAAGAUCUCCCUCUUCCAGGCCAUGCAGAAGGAGUUGAUUGUCAAGGAGCACGGCAUCCGCCUGCUGGAGGCCCAGAUCGCCACCGGCGGCAUCAUCGACCCCGUGCACAGCCACCGCAUCCCCGUGGAGGUGGCCUACAAACGCGGCUACUUCGACAAGAAGAUGAAUUUAAUCCUUUCCGACCCCAGUGAUGACACCAAGGGCUUCUUCGACCCCAACACCCACGAGAACCUGACCUACCUGCAGCUGAAGGAGAAGUGCAUCACCGAGCCCUCCACCGGGCUCUGCCUCCUCCCUCUGAACAGCAGGAAGCGGCAGUUCAUCGACGAGGCCACCAGGCAGGUGUUCAGGAGCUCCUGGCUGCCCGUCAGGUUUGGGCGCUUACGGGGUGAGAAGGUCUCUGUGUGGGACCUGCUGAACUCUGAGUACUUCAGCGAGGGGAGGCGCCGGGAGAUUUUCAACCACUUCCAGCUGAGGAAGCUCAGCCUGGAGCAAAUCCGGCUCAUGCUGGAGGAGGAAAUGAAGAAAUGGGCCCCCAUCAAGUUCCCAGCCAUGCGAGGCAGCGUCAGUGCUUACCACCUGAUGGAAACGGGCGUCAUUGACAGGGCCCUGUUUGAGAAGGUGCUGGAGGGAUCCGUCACGCCAGAGCAAGUCCUGCACAUGGACUCUGUCAGGAAGUACCUCUAUGGCUCGGGCAGCAUUGGGGGGAUUGUCCUCCAGCCAUCAAACCAGAGGAUGAGCAUUUAUGAGGCCAUGAAGCAGAACAUUGUGGUGCCAGGAGUAGCUCUGCCCCUGCUAGAGGCCCAGGCUGCCACGGGCUUCAUCAUCGACCCCGUGAACAAUCAGAAGCUCCGUGUGGACGAGGCUGUCAGGGAGGGAGUCAUCGGCCCAGACGUCCACGAGAAGCUGCAGCACGCAGAAGGGGCCGUGACAGGCUAUAAAGACCCUUUCACAGGCAAGAAGAUCCCCCUCUUCCAGGCAAUGAAGAAGGGCCUGAUCGAGGACAAACGGGCCAUGCAGCUCAUGGAGGUGCAGAUGGCCACAGGAGGCAUCAUCGACCCGGCGUGUGGCCACUACAUCCCCCUGGAGUCAGCCCAGCAGCGAGGGUGCCUGGAUGAGGACACGAGCAAGGCCCUUUCCCAGCCCAGUGAUGAGCACAGAGCCUUCUGCCUCCCGGACAGCAAAGAGUCCGUGACCUACGCUGAGCUAAUCCAGCGCUGCCAGAAGGACGACGUCUCUGGCUUCCACUUGCUGCCUCUGCCCCAGGCUGCUGCUCCUGCCUACACCGACGAGCAAAUCCAACGGAUUUUCAAGGAAACCGUGGUGAAGGAAAAAGGGGUUUCCCUCUGGGAGCUCAUCCACUCAGGCUAUUUCACUGAGGAGCAGAGGAGUGACUUCGUGGAGAGGUUCCGCUCUGAGGAGCUGUCGCUGCAGCAGCUGGUCGCUCUUGUGCUCAGGCUCGUGGGGGACAUGGAGAUGAAAGCCAGGACCCAGAUCUCCCUGGAGGGCCUGCGGGGCAGUGUCCCCGUGGUCUGGCUGCUGGACACGGGCAUAAUUUCUGAGAAGACCUUCGAGGAACUGGCUCAGGGCAUAAGAACUCCUGAGGAAGUGGCUGAGAUGGAGAGCGUGAAGAGGUACUUGCAGGGCACAGGCAGCAUCGCCGGCGUCUUCAUAGAGGCAUCCAAACAGAAAAUGAGCUUCUAUGAUGCCAUGAAAAACAAUCUCCUCCUCCCUGGGGCUGCUCUGAGGCUGCUCGAGGCUCAGGCAGCCACAGGAUACCUGACUGACCCCGCAACAAACCGGAGGCUCAGCGUGAGGGAUGCUGUGAGAGCGGCUGUUGUGGGCGAAGAGCUCACCGAGAAACUCCUUCUCGCUGAGAGGGCCGUGACGGGGUACACGGAUCCCUACACAGGGAGCUCCAUCUCCCUGUGCCAAGCGCUCAGGAAGGAGCUGAUCCCCCUGGGAGAGGCUGUUCCCUUGCUAGAGGCCCAGCUGGCCACGGGAGGGGUCAUUGAUCCCAUCCACCACCUCCACCUGCCGCUGCAGGCUGCGUGCAGGUACGGCUUCUACAACGAGGACAUGAACCACGCCCUGUCUCAGCUGAAUGACAGCACCAAGGUCUUUUUCGAUCCCAACACCAAGGAGAACGUGACCUAUGAGCAGCUGAAGCAGCGGUGCAUUCGCGAGCCUGAGUCGGGGCUGUGGCUCCUCCCUCUGUCAGAAGAUGCCAUGUUCUGUGUGGAUGAACAGACCAUGGAAGUGCUGAAAUCUGUGACUGUUUGUGUCAACGUGGGGCGGUUCAAGGGACAGACGGUGUCUGUCUGGGACCUCCUCAACUCUGAAUACUUCUCAGACAGCAAGAGAAGAGAACUGGUGCAAAAAUACAAAGAUGAGAAGGCUGAAGUGCUCCAGGAAAUCACAACAAUUAUCACCACAAUCAUCCAAGAGACUGAGGCACAAGGCAAGAAGUUUGCAUUCCAGGGCCUGCGGAAAAGAGUAUCUGCCAGUGACCUCUUCCAGUCCCAACUCAUAGAUAAAAAGACCCUUGAUGAGCUCAACCAGGGGAAGAAAACAGUCAAAGAAGUCACUGAAAUGGAGUCUGUCCGCAGGUACCUGGAGGGCAGCAAUUUCAUAGCAGGGGUCCUUAUACAGCCAAGCAAUGAGAAGAUGAGCAUCUACCAGGCCAUGUGGAAAGGCAUCCUGAGGCCAGGGACUGCCCUGGUGCUGCUGGAGGCGCAGGCAGCCACUGGCUACAUCAUCGACCCUGAGAAAAACCAGAAGUUUUCCGUGGAGGAAGCGCUAAAGGAAGGUCUGAUCGGAGGGGAGAUUUUUGAAAAGCUGCUCUGUGCAGAGAGAGCCGUGACGGGCUACACCGACCCCUACACGAAAGCCCCAAUGUCCCUGUUCGAAGCCAUGAAGCAGGGGCUGAUUGUGAAGAGCCACGGCAUCCGCCUGCUGGAGGCCCAGAUCGCCACCGGCGGCAUCAUCGACCCCGUGCACAGCCACCGCCUGCCCGUGGAGGUGGCCUACAAACGCGGCUACUUCGACCAGGAGAUGAGCCAGAUCCUGUCUGACCCCAGCGACGACACCAAGGGCUUCUUCGACCCCAACACCCACGAGAACCUGACCUACAUGCAACUACUGGAGAGAUGUGUCCAAGACCCCGAGACGGGGCUGUAUAUGCUGCAAGUCGUAAAGGAAGGAGGGAAGUACUUCUACAUCGAUGAGUCCACCAAACAGGCUUUGCGCUCAAAGCCCCUCCAAGUGAAAGUUGGCAAGUUUAAGGAUCAGACAGUUUCCGUCUGGGAAGUGCUCUGCUCUCACUACAUCUCGGAGCAGAAGAGGAAAGAGCUGGUGAUGCAGUACAAAAGCAAAACCCUGACACUGGAAGAUCUGAUAUCCCUCAUCUUAAAAAUCAUCGAGGACACAGAGCAAAGAGCAGAAGCCCUGAAGGUCAAAGGACUGCGGGGGGAGGUGUCAGUGUCAGAACUGUUCAGCUCUGAGAUAAUUGACAAGAAAACCCUGGAUCAGCUGCACGAUGGGAGUUUAACACUUGCCACCCUCACAAAGAGGGACGCCAUCCAAAGGUACCUGGAUGGCACUGGGAGCAUCGCCGGGGUUCUUCUCCCAUCGAGGAAGGAGAAGAUGAGCAUCUACCAGGCACUGAAGAGGGGCCUCCUCACAGAGCAGUGUGCGCUGGGGCUGCUGGAGGCGCAGGCGGCCACCGGCUUCCUCAUCGACCCCCUGAACAACCAGAAGCUGUCGGUGGACGAGGCUGUGUCAUCUGGGCUGGUGGGCAGUGAACUGCACGAGCAACUGCUGCUGGCAGAGAAAGCAGUGACGGGAUACACCGAUCAAACAGGAGCUAAAAUAUCCCUCUUCCAGGCUGUCUCAGCAGGAGACUUCCAGGGCAGGAAGGUGUCCCUGUGGGAGCUCCUCUUCUCCAGGUACGUGGCCGAGGCCAAGCGGCAGGAGCUGCUGGGGCAGGUGCGGGCCGGGAGUCUGGCGCUGGCCAAGCUGGCCACGCUCCUCAGCCGGCUGGUGGAGGAGGCGGCGCAGCGCAGCAGCAGCGUGAAAUUCACGGGCCUGCGGAGGCAGGUGACGGCAUCAGACCUGCUGGACUCGGGCAUCAUCGACAGGGACACGCUGGAUGAGCUGGUGCAGGGCUCAAAGACGGUGCAGGAGGUGACGGAAAUGGCCUCCGUCAAGCGCUACCUGGACGGCACGGGCGUCAUCGCCGGCGUGCUGGUGCCCUCCAAGGCCGACCCCACCAAGGUGGAGAAGAUGAGCAUCUACCAGGCCAUGUGGAAGGGCAUCCUGAGGCAGGGCACGGCCCUGGUGCUGCUGGAAGCGCAGGCCGCCACAGGAUUCAUGGUCGACCCCGUCACGAACCAGAAGCUGUCGGUGGAUGAGGCCGUGGCGUCCGGGCUGGUGGGUGUUGAACUGCAGGAGAAGCUGCUGUCGGCCGAGAGGGCCGUGACAGGCUACUCUGACCCCUACACAGGCGACAAGAUCUCCCUCUUCCAGGCCAUGCAGAAGGAUCUGAUUGUGAGGGACCAUGGCAUCCGCCUGCUGGAGGCCCAGAUCGCCACCGGCGGCAUCAUCGACCCCGUGCACAGCCACCGCCUGCCCGUGGAGGUGGCCUACAAACGCGGCUACUUCGACCAGGAGAUGAGCCAGAUCCUGUCUGACCCCAGCGACGACACCAAGGGCUUCUUCGACCCCAACACCCACGAGAACCUGACCUACGUGCAGCUGCUGCGCCGCUGCGUCCCCGACCCCGACACGGGGCUGCUCAUGCUGCAGCUGAUGGACAAGGGCUCCGUGCUCUACCAGCUGACCGAGGAUGCCCGCAAAGCCCUGCAGGCCGCCCACACCACCCUCAGCGUGGGGCUCUUCCAGGGCCAGAGCGUCACCGUCUGGGAGCUCCUCUUCUCCCGCUACGUCCCCGACCACCGGCGCCAGGAGCUGCUGCGCAGGUACAAGUCGGGCACGGUCACCCUGGCCGAGAUGAUCGACAUCCUCACCUCCAUCGUCACCAGGGCCGAGGCCCAGGGCCUUGGUGAUGACCUGGCCCCUAAGACCACACAGCAGGAUGCCCCACCAAAGCCAGGCCAGAAUGGUGAGGUCACAGGAUCCCAACGGGACCAGGACCAAAAGCAGAAGCAGGAGGCCCACACUGUAGAGGUCUCAGCAGGAGACUUGCAGGGCAGGAAGGUGUCCCUGUGGGAGCUCCUCUUCUCCAGGUACGUGGCCGAGGCCAAGCGGCAGGAGCUGCUGGGGCAGGUGCGGGCCGGGAGUCUGGCGCUGGCCAAGCUGGCCACGCUCCUCAGCCGGCUGGUGGAGGAGGCGGCGCAGCGCAGCAGCAGCGUGAAAUUCACGGGCCUGCGGAGGCAGGUGACCGCAUCAGACCUGCUGGACUCGGGCAUCAUCGACAGGGACACGCUGGACGAGCUGGUGCAGGGCUCAAAGACGGUGCAGGAGGUGACGGAAAUGGCCUCCGUCAAGCGCUACCUGGACGGCACGGGCGUCAUCGCCGGCGUGCUGGUGCCCUCCAAGGCCGACCCCACCAAGAUGGAGAAGAUGAGCAUCUACCAGGCCAUGUGGAAGGGCAUCCUGAGGCAGGGCACGGCCCUGGUGCUGCUGGAAGCGCAGGCCGCCACUGGCUUCAUCAUUGACCCAGUCAACAACCAGAAGCUGUCGGUGGAUGAGGCCGUGUCGUCCGGGCUGGUGGGUGUUGAACUGCAGGAGAAGCUGCUGUCGGCCGAGAGGGCCGUGACGGGCUACUCCGACCCCUACACGGGCGACAAGAUCUCCCUCUUCCAGGCCAUGCAGAAGGAGCUGAUUGUGAGGGACCACGGCAUCCGCCUGCUGGAGGCCCAGAUCGCCACCGGCGGCAUCAUCGACCCCGUGCACAGCCACCGCCUGCCCGUGGAGGUGGCCUACAAACGCGGCUACUUCGACCAGGAGAUGAGCCAGAUCCUGUCUGACCCCAGCGACGACACCAAGGGCUUCUUUGACCCCAACACCCACGAGAACCUGACCUACGUGCAGCUGCUGCGCCGCUGCGUCCCUGACCCCGACACAGGGCUUUAUUUCCUUAAAAUUCUUAGAUAAUACUUGUAAAACCUUUUGAUAUUUUUGUUUG